UUCACCCAAAAUUCACAUCAACAUUUGGCAGUGCCCCGCUUUUCCCCGAAGUUUCUACAUCAGCGGCGGCGAACUCAGCGGCGUCAACAGCGGCGUCAACAGCGGCUGUAAUUGGAGGAGGAGCUGGAAAAUGUCAGGCGUCACUACUCAAGAGGAAGAUAAGAAGCCCUCUGAGCAACACAUUAACCUCAAAGUCAAGGGACAGGAUGGGAGCGAGGUGUUCUUCAGGAUAAAGAGGAGCACACAGCUGAAGAAGCUCAUUAAUGCUUACUGCGAGAGACAAUCUGUGGAACUGGGCUCCAUGGUAUUCUUGUUUGAUGGCCAACGCCUCCAAGGGGAGCAGACUCCUGAACAGGUGAGUAUGGAAGAUGGUGAUGAGAUUGAUGCUAUGCUGCACCAGACUGGAGGUGCCUUUGCCUAGGCAUUGAUAUGAUGGGGAAUCUGGAAGGCUUGAUGAUAUUGUAAAUUUGUAAUAUUAAAAAUUGAGAUGGUACUUUUAACCUUGAGGGCUUUUAUAUGUAUCUAUAUUAGUAGUUGAUGAUGGAUGCUAGAGGUGCUGUUCUGGAUGUUUCACGUUAUGACAUAUAGUUACCACGUUUGGUAAUUAUCUUUUAGAUUCGAUGCUUUUUCAUCA
Coffea arabica (coffee) is the source of this 634-nucleotide messenger RNA. RefSeq names its product small ubiquitin-related modifier 1. NCBI's taxonomy places the organism in Eukaryota, Viridiplantae, Streptophyta, Magnoliopsida, Gentianales, Rubiaceae. The record is from RefSeq and is a predicted model, not a curated record. Gene Ontology annotation, molecular function: protein binding.